This is a messenger RNA of Phytophthora sojae, 1634 nucleotides long. RefSeq lists its product as hypothetical. Lineage: Eukaryota; Oomycota; Peronosporomycetes; Peronosporales; Peronosporaceae. The transcript has a single exon. Bases 57 to 1403 code for a protein of 448 amino acids. The record is from RefSeq and is a predicted model, not a curated record.
GCCCAGCACACUCCGCCAGCCAAAGCUAGCCAGAGCUCCCCCUCAUCUGACUGACCAUGCGCAUCUCUGGAGUGUUCCGCGCUGCGCUGCUGACUGCGGCCGCCGUCUCGGCCUUCUCGCUGCCCGCCUCCACGGAGGCCAACACGUUGGCUGUCAACUCGGAGAACACCGUUGCGGCGUUCGACGCCUCCAUGAUCAACGCGGCGCACGAAACGCGUGUGCUGGCCGCUCACGUCGUGGACGACGACGACGACGACGACGUCACGAAGGCCCCCAAGAAGACCAAGAAGAAAAAAUCGUCAGAUUCGACAAAGGCCCCCACCACCACCAAGAAGAAGAAGAAGACUAGCGCCGCCGAGGAGGAGGCUGAGAAGGAAGCCAGCACCACGGAGGCCCCAAAGAAGAAGAAGAAAAAAUCGACGACUUCUGCGCCCGCGACAGCUGAGGAGGAGGAGGAGCGCACGACGUCCUCCACCACCACUAAGACUCCUUCCGCUGUGAAGAAGUCGACCAAGACGACGGAGGAGGUUGAGGAGACCCCGGAGCCUGUCAUCGAAUCGAGUGUGAACGACAAGAAGAUCAAGGGUGACAAGAACAAUGGUGUUAUUGACCACUCUUCGGAGGGUAGCGCCGAAAUCGACAAGAUCGACCUGCGCAACGAGGACGGCUGGGUGAGCGUGUACGAUGACCCUCCGCUGCUUGUCAUCAAGGCUUCGUUGUACGCUUUCAUCUCGUACAACGACACGGAAGUGUGCGACACCUUCAACAUGACCAUGAACGCUGUGGAGCAGAAGGCUGAGGAAAACGGACGCUUCUCGUACCACGUGGUGGCCUACAUCAACUGCACCAAGAACGGCGAGGACGAGACCCAGGGUCGCUUCAUCCUUAACUUCAUCCCGGAGGGCAAGCGCUUGCUUCUGACUGAGUGCGGUCAUCGUGAGGAGGGCGAGAUUGUCAACUGGCUGCGUAUUCAGGAGGAGGUGCCCGAGUGCAUGACGCCCUCGCAGCGUAAGAAGUUCCUUGCUCAGCCCAUGAAGCACAUCCACGCCAGCAACGGCACUGCCGGCGAGACUGAGGCCGUCCAGACCGACUUCCUGUCCCGACUGGAGGAGUUCGAGCCAGAAGAGGUUGCCAUCGCUGGAUCUGCUACUGUUGCGCUUAUCGCUGUCAUCAUCGUGCUGGUCGUCUUCGUCAUGCGCAAGCGCAAGGCCCAGAGAGACCUGGAGCGUACCAUUGCUGGUGCCAAGGCCGAGCACGCUGUCGAGGACGACAACCUGCAGACGGAGACCGAGGAGAAGACCACCAAGGAGCGCAAGGGUCUCAUGGACAGCUCCAAGGCCAAGAGCGACGACCCCGACAUGGAGGAGGGCUCGUUCGUGAACUCGCCCGCUGUGCGCGUGUAAACCUAGCUGCGUUUUUCGACUUGGUGGUUGGCUUCUCGAGGACGAGUGCAGAAAUCGACCGUAGAUUUUGAACUGGGAGACAUGAGUUGUAGCUGUAGCUAGCUUCCUUGCCGGCUUCUGCUGGCCUCGAGAUGUCUGCGCUUGCCUACCUGCAUUGCAAUGCGCAAGGUUCCAAUGUGUUCUAAUGCAUUUUUUGUGUUGAAAUAUAACCGCGCAGUUUUCCUCUUGUUU